Messenger RNA from Misgurnus anguillicaudatus (oriental weatherfish), 10019 nucleotides. Lineage: Eukaryota; Metazoa; Chordata; Actinopteri; Cypriniformes; Cobitidae. The record is from RefSeq and is a predicted model, not a curated record.
AUAGGUAAACAACUGUCUGUCACAAUCACCGUUCACAUCUAACUGAUCAAACAUCACAGUUUAUGUUUUCCCCCGAUGAGUUUAAGUGACACAUGGAUUUAAUCUGACCUGCCGACCGGUACAUUUGUAACUUCUGACGUCUUAUAUGAACAGGGUUUCUCAACCAGGUUUCAUGGCUCAGCUUUUAAAAUGUCAUCAUAAUGACCCAUAAAACCAAUGACUGUUCCUCCAAGGAAUUGAACAAACAGUGAUGACGGCAGGUUUUUCAAUGCAGCAGGUACAGGUAGGAGAACAUUAACCAGACAGACAUCAGGCCUGUGUUACUCAAGCUUACUUGGAAACAGACACCUGAGCCCUGGUGUAAUACCUCCCCCACCUGUGACAUCACACGCCUCUCUUAUCUGCUGCCAAAGACAAAGCCGCAUUUAACUCAAAGUAAUCAGGACUGUGACCUAACCUGUCAUGCACUGGAAAUGCGUAAGGAUUUGCGUGUGCUCUAUUGGGAUGUUUUUCUGUGGUAUGCUGAUAUAAUAGAAAUAUGAGCUCGGCUGGACUCGAGUUCUCGAGAACUAAGAGUCAUGAAACUUUGUCCUUGUCAAGCUCCAGUAUAUGGCAAUUGCGUGUUAACAGUUCAUCUUGAUGAUGAGGUGCUCAGUGAUGGAGAACAGGGCGAGGUCGAGCUCUUCCUGUUGUUUACUGGCUCCACUCAGAGACAUCUUACCAGUACACUGAGGGUUAACCAGACCACCCUUCAUGCUGUCUGUCCAGCUCAUAACUGUUGUGAGUCGGUGCCGGUCACUCUGUGCUCAGCGGGACCUGAUGGUUUUUUUCAAACGCUGGCCAGCAGGGACCUGUGCUUCACACAGGAUCUGGCCUUCGACAUGGCUCAGUUUCUGGUGAGCGCGGCGGGUCGGACAGACAUGCUGGAAGAGGCUUUGCUGCUGGAUGAGCAUCAGAUUCCCAUGCAGGAGUGUGAGAGAUUAGACCACAGUCUGUCCCUGGCUCUCAGACAUCUUACACUGCCCUCUGACUGGAACCUGAUGGGAGAUAACACAAAGCUGGAACCUCAAGAGACCCUCCUUCAUUUUGCAGCCCGUCGUGGGCUUAACAAAGUGGCCGGUUUCCUCCUAAAACAGUCAGGGGCUCGAGAGGCCCUUAACAUGUGCAACAAAGAGGGGGACACACCGGUAGUCAUCGCCCGGAACCGAGGACACACGGCACUGUUGGAGCUUUUCAUCCAAGAGGAUUACUCAGACAUGGGUGUUGAGAAGCUCAAACAGAUCUCCUCCGGCACAUGUGCGGUACAGCACCACCCCUCUCUGAACACCUACACCCUAACUGUGAGCAGUGAGCCAGGCGGCGCUCCACCCAGCCUGCAGGCUGACAUCCUACAACUGCGCAGACUCAUCAUCUGCCAUCGCCAGGGCAAGGGAGGAGUUGUGUUUCAGCAGAGUUCCGAGUCUCCUCACACUUCCCAAGAAUGUGUUGCCAGCCGAGAAAGCAGAGAUUGUCUUUUUGAAGUGACGCAGCACAACUCCCUCGAUAUAAGUGAGCUGGGGUUCACUGCUUUUAGUACAAAAGAAAACAAAGACACAGAACGUAAUGACUUGCUGGAUCCAUUACACAACAGGGAGGGUGACAGAGAUCCCUCGCUCAGCUGUGAAACUCCAGCGUCUCCCCUACGCAAUGGCAACAGUAAAGAUCAGCGGGCGUGUGCUUGUGAAAACAGCAAGACUGAUUGCCCAGUGCGAGAGGAGAACUUAGAUGUUGCCGGGAGCUUGAGAGAUUGUAGUGAUGCUUUACAGAGCGGAUCUGAAGGUGAAAGCAUAGACUGCGCUGCCCUUUCCUGUGGACAACAGCCAGAGGAAACUGAUAAAGCUGACGACUUCAUCUGUGAAUCAUCUGAGGGGCCUCAGGGGGGAAACGGGGAAGAGGGACAAAAUUCGGUAGAGGAGAACCCACCGGAGAAGCUUUGCUAUACAGUAGAGGCUGGAGAUAUGGGAAUCACGCAGUCUUUAGACACGCCGGAAAGCUCGGAUAUGGAAUCUAGUUCUCAGGGUGUUGAGAGCAAUGACGAGAGAGAGGAAGAUGAUGGGUUUGUAGAUGCAUUAGAACCAGAGAAGGUGAAAGAAGAAAACAAAGAUUUACACCCAAAGUUGGAUCUGUUUAUAGAGGAUAUUAAACAACAUGAAAAUGACUGCAUUAAACAAAUUUUGGGUGAGAGUGAUAGUCACGCUUACCAUGAAGCUAGUAACAUUUGCCAACCAGGAACCCAUGAGCCGGAGGGAUCCGAUGAAAGAGGGAAGGAAGAUGUUUGUGAUAUUUUCUGUAAUGUGGAAGAAGAUUUUUCAGACACUGAUGAUCAUGAAGAAGUCUUAUUUUAUGAAAACAAACAAUUUGAAGGUUAUGCUAAUGUAAAUUUAGAUGGUAGCAAAAAAGAGGGUGGCACUGAAAAUGAUGCAACCUCAUGGACAACUAAUAACUUUGAGGAAUCUUCACAGCAGCAUAAAAUAGACCAAGAACUGUCACCUGUAGAAAAAACAAACAAUUAUUACCCAAUAGUAGACGAAGGUGAUGGUGAAAAGGAAGCAGAGAGAUGCAUUGAUGUCUUACCUGGUUCAGAAGCCGAGUCUCACACGCCAACCAGCGAGGACACCCUAGAACCUGAUGAUCUAGAGCUCUGGUCUGCAAAUGAGGUUUUAGUAAGCCCUAGCUGUGAGCAACAACUGGAUAGGAUGGAGAACCUCGAAGGAAGGUUGAAGGCAACAUUGGAGGAAGUUCAUCAUGCAGAAGUGAAUGCGGAUAAAGAGAUAGCGACUCUCCCAGACUCUCCCAGUCUUCAGGAUCAGAGACAGGAUACGACCUUGAACAAUGAGGUCAUGCAGGACACAUCAGAAGCUUUGUUUGUGCAUACAGAUCAAUCUGGAGAUAAAGGCCUCCUGCCUGCUCUCUCAGACACACUAGUUAUAUCAAAGAAAGCGGGAAUCUCAGAGGAAGAUAAAGGAGAAGAUCUGCUGGGUUCAGUCAUCCAAAAUGACCUUGUUGGUGGUUCCUUACAUAUCCUAGAUUCUCUUAAUAAGGAAGGAGUUUCAGGAGAAUAUCCUGAAGAUGUCCACGGAUGUGUAGAUCCUAUUACUCAACACUCAGGCACUGAAGUAAAUAAGGAUGCCCAACCAGUGGGUGAGGAAGACCAUCCGAAAGAGGUGGACCCUCAGCAGACCACAUGGACCGAUGUUGACACGGACAAAAACGCACCAAUGAUGCAUAGAGACAAAGAUACGCUGUGUUCCAAUGUUCUUCAGAAGAGACACAGCAUAGCGUCCCCAGAGAAGUUUCCAGACUGUCACAGCACAUUUCGAGACUUGGAUGGAUUUCUCAGUCUGGACACUGGUCAGGACAACGCCUUCAAAAAGGAGGUUGUAGGAGGAGGUGACAGCACCAGUGAAGUCUCGGUCUCCUGCUCAUCCACAGACGACACAGCCAGCGUCGGACACCCCAGCUCCUCGGCAGAGAGCUCAGAGGAGGUGCGACAGGGUGGGGAGGCGGAGGAGGAGGCCAAGGAUAGGCUGACGGAGGUUCCACUGCGCUCCUCUUUAUUCAGAUCCGCCAUACGCUCCAUUUCUCCCUUUCGCAGACACAGCUGGGGUCCUGGGAAGAACCAGGGAGGAGACGGCGAGAUGAACCGACGCAGUUCAGUACGAAGUUCAGAAGAGGGAAAGCCUGUAUUUUACAGAAGAAGUUUGAGUUGGUGCCCCUGUGAUCCUCCCCUCCGUGGAGACCUGGAGGAAAUUAGAGCACUCAUCAGUUAUAGUUUAGAGGGCCUGGCAGCUGAGGUUGAAGAUGGAAAGCGCUGGAUACCACCGUCUCGAGGUCCAUCUUCAGAUCAGCAAGGGGUCCAGCGGCAGGACAGUGAGGAGAGGGGCUCACUGAUGUCCCUCACGGAGGAGGGUCCUGAACCAGAGCUGGGAGAAUUCAGGAGUCCAGAGAGACAGAAGUCAAGAAGGUAUCAUCCAUUGAGACACAACAACUGUUCAUCUAUGACUCUUCCCUUGACUAAAUCUGUCUCAAUGGUUUCCAUCAGUCAGCGAGACACAGAUGGUAUGAGGUCAUUCACCAGCACCACCAGUUCAAUGAGAUACAGCAUCACAGAGGAGGAACCUGGACCUUUAAGAGGGGACUUUGAAAAAAGCAGCACAAAAGUGGGCCGAACUUUCAGCUACCUGAAGAGCAAAAUGUCCAAGAGAACCAGAGAAAAAGACAAAGAUAAAAGUCGGGAGAAGGAGAAAGAAGCCAAAGAUAAGAGGACGGUGAACGGACAUCAGUUCAGCACGUCCAACUCGCUGCAUCCAGCUUUAUGCCAGCAAUGCAACAAAACGCUCAACACUAAGGAUACCGUUAACUGCACAUAUUGCAAUGUGAGAGUUCACAAGAGCUGUCGAGAAAAUCUCCCCAGUUGUUCAAAAAGCAAAAUAAAGUUUGCUAUACCGGAAUCAACCACUAUGCCUGCUGUCACCCUACGAACAAAAUCGUCCACGAUGCGGGAACGGCCCUGGUCUGCCGUCUUAUCUCCUGAUGAGCACUGUUUAUUCCCACCGUCUAGAAGACCCACCAGUAUUAUACCCUUCCACAGCACCAAUCUGUCCAAGAGCAUGUCCAUUAACAAUAUACCCAUGUUUGAUGAUGUGCCUCUGAGAGGUUUGAGGUAUCUGUCUCAAUCCACAGACUCCCUCCACAAACACAAUAAGGUGACAGAAUCGACCGAGUCUCUAGAUGAAGGAACUGAGAUCAUUGACAGCCAGCUGAUGGGAGAGUUUGAAGCGGAUGCUAAAGAGUUCGAAGCCGACUCCUGGAGCGUUACUGUAGAUCAAAACAGUUUGAAGCAACUCAACAAGGACGUCAUUAAAAGACAAGAUGUCAUCUACGAGCUAAUCCAGACAGAGAUGCAUCACCUGAGGACGUUGCGUAUCAUGUCUGACGUCUACAGUAAAGGUCUGAUGUCGGACCAGCUGCUGGAGGUCCAGACGGCGGAGAAGAUGUUUCCGAUGUUGGAUGAGCUUCUGGACCUGCACACGUUCUUCCUCAGUGCACUGCUGGAGAGAAAGAAGGAGUCCAGGCUGGAGGAUUCGGACAGAGGGGUUGUGAUCAACAGGAUAGGAGACGUGCUGGUUAGCCAGUUCUCAGAGUCGAAUGGGGAAAACAUGAGGAAAGUCUACGGCAAGUUUUGCAGUCGACACACUGAAGCGGUGAACUUCUACAAAGAGCUUCACGCUAGAGACAAGCGGUUCCAGGCCUUCAUCAGGAAGAAAAUGUGCUGUAGCGUGGUGCGGCGUCUCGGCAUCCCCGAAUGCAUAUUAUUGGUCACUCAACGAAUAACAAAAUACCCGGUGCUGUUACAGAGAAUCCUGCAGCACACAAAAGAGAGCGAUGAUGAAUUUGAGGACUUGACGCAGGCGUUAAAGCUGAUAAAAGACAUCAUAAAUUCAGUGGACAGUAAAGUGAACGAACACGAGAAGAAGAGAAGGUUAAAGGAGGUCUACGGGCGAACGGACAGCAAGUCCAUCACGCGAAUGAGGAGCGGUCAGAUGUUCGCUCGAGAAGAUCUGCUGCGCAGUGGGAAGCUUCUUCAUGAUGGUCCUCUACAGUUAAAGAACGCAGCUGGACGCUUGAAAGACGUCCACGCACUUCUCCUGUCUGACGUCUUUGUAUUCCUUCAGGAUAAAGACCAGAAAUAUGUCUUUGCUUCUCUGGACCAGCGAGCCACCGUAAUCUCCCUGCAGAAGCUGAUCGUGCGAGAGGUUGCUCACGAGGAGCGAGGUCUCUUCCUCAUCAGUGCCGGCAUUGAGCAGCCCGAGAUGGUGGAGGUGCGCACCAGCUCCCGCGAGGAGCGCAACACCUGGAUGCAGCUCAUACAGGACGCCAUGCACUCUAUAGAGAAGGACGAUGAUGAGGGCAUCCCGAGCGAAACGGAGGAAGACAAGAAACUGCUCGAAAGCAAAACCAAAGAAAUGAGAGACAUGCUACACAGGAAAGAUGAUCAGAUCGUCUCUCUCCUCAUGGAGAAGAUAAAGUUGUUUCGUGAGAUGUGCGGUUCGCCGGAUGACCCCGUCAAAAUGCUCUUCAGGGCCAACAAUGAGGAAGUCCCUAAAGGCGAACCAAUCAUGAUGGAUGCUCUUAAAGAGGUGGAGAUGUUGCAGGCGCUGGUGAACAGCAGUUUGGGAGGAGCGGUGGGUCAGCAGGUGGCCGGCGCUCAGGGGAACGUCAGUCUGCCACGCAGAGCCGAGACCUUCGGAGGAUUUGACAGCCACCAGAUGAACGUGUGCAAACAUGGCGACAAAGAAGAGUGUGAAGAUCUGAGAAGAACAGAAUCUGACAGUGUUUUGAAGAAGGGAGGAAACGCCAACCUGCUGCUCCUGUUGAAGAGAGACAGUGAGCAGGUCCUGUCAAGUGUCAGUCAUCUCCACAACCUCCUCUCCUCACUGCAGGGUGUGGUCCUGCAGCAGGACACCUUCAUCGAGGACCAGCGUCAGGCUCUGAACGAGCGUGCCCCGCCCCGUUCGUCCUCUCGCCCCCCCUCGCUGGUGGAGCAGGAGAAACAGCGUAGCCUGGAGCGCCACCGGCAGGAGGCCACCACCCUGCAGCGUCAGCAGGCCGCUCACGCCGAAGAGAGACGGCGUCGGGAGAAAGAGUGGGACUCCAGGGAUCGGGAACUCGCCGACCGGGAGGUGCUGCUCCAUGAGAGGGAGGAGAAAAUGAGGAGGAGGCACGUGGAGCUGGAGGAGGCGCGGCAGGAGCUGCAGGGGAAGAAGGAGGAUUAUCAGAAGGAUCUGGAGAGACUGAGAGACGCUCAGAGGAGGCUGGAGAGGGAAAGGGAGCAGGUGCAAAGGGAGGUGGAGAGAGUGGAGCAUCUGCGCGAGGUGGAGGCACGAUUUCAUCGCACCCCGUCCAGCACAUCAGAGGACUCCUUGAAGCUCCAGAGCAGCGGCUCCUUCGAAAAAGAGAUCUGGGAGGGCGAGAUGUCCUCCAGUCCCAGGAGAAACUCCAUGUCCAGGAUGGACUCCAAACAGAAGGGCCGGGGCCUCUUCUCGCUGGGUGGCAAAACCCAGAGCUCAGGGGUCCAGAACCAGAUUCCCACGCGUCUGCUCCAGCUGGCUUCGUCCAAGGAGAAGAAAGACAAGAAGAAAAAGAAGAACAAGAACCAGGACCCUCAGGAAGCAGCAUCACACCUGCUGCCCCUGACUGAACCGUCAGGGGACGGAGAGAUAUAUUUCUGCUGAUUUUCCAUCACCAUAUCAUUUCCUCAACCGUUCCCACUCUCUCCCUUAGGAGACACGUGUCACAUCAGGACAUCAGACGAAGUGCCCUCUUUGUGGCGAAAAGAAGGGGUGAAUUUCACAGAACCUGUCCAAAACAUAUUUUAAAAGUAAUAAGGAAUUAUAUGAUCAAUAAAGUGAGGCCUAGGGCAUUCAUUUUAACACAACUGUAUUUAAAUCGAAUCGGAUUUUAAAUAAUCGCCAAUUGGUUGUGAACUGCAAUUUCAUACAAUUUUGACAACAAUUUGAAAUUGUGUUUUGCAAGUUGUUAUGGGCAACUAUUUAAUAGCAUACAUUUUGCAUCAAUACGAUUGACAGCAUGACAUUUGAUUUUGGUAUGAAAUGUCUCCUAGAUAUUUUUUGUGACAUUCAAAGGUGAAUUUUGCGAAACACACAUGUUGAUUUUGUGCUUACUUUUAAACAUACUUUACGAGAAAUUAUGUUUUAAAGGGAUCAUAGCGUGAAAAUAACCCAGUAACUUAGUUUUGGUAAACCAUUCUCUGCAAGCAUGUAAAAAAUUAUGUCAUUCAGAUUCCACCUGUUUUGUGAUGUAGAUAGUGAGUUUUAUUAUGAUAAUACCGCCCUUUAUAUCUGCACUAACCAACCAUGGUGGUACUGCCAUUUAGUGCAGAGAGAGAAAAAUAAUUGACAGCCCACCCACAUGAAAAAAUACUGUAGUAUACUUUAGUUUUUACUAUAGUAAACUGUAGUAAAUUUUAGUAUAUUAUAGUAUUUACUACACAUCAUAGUAUUUACUAUUGUAAACUGAUAAACUAUAGUAGUAAACUAUAGUGUAUUGUAGUAUACUCUAGAAUAUUAUAGUAUUUACUAGAGAAAUUUUACAUGUCCUAUAGUAAGUUUACCAUAAAUUGCUAUAGUAUUUUAAUACAGUUCACUUUAUUAUAGAAUGGUUCAAAAAUACUAUAGUAUUUGCUAGAGUAAUUUUACUUCAUUUCCUAUAGUUACAUUACUAUAGGAAUUAUAGUACUUUUAAUACAGUUUACUGUAGUACAUUUACUAUAGUAUGGUUCAUAAACACUAUAGUAUUUACUAUAGUAAUUUUACUACAUCUUUCAAUGGUAAUUUUAGUAUAAUAUACUAUAGUAUUUUUUCAUUUGGGUUGAAUUUCAAUUUCAACAAAUCACCAUUAUGGCGAUCAGUGUUUGCAUUUCAUCAGCUCAUUUGCAUUUUAAAGCACACACCCAAAAACGGCAAUGUUAACAUGCUAUAAUAAAUUAUCUGUGGGGUAUUUUGAGCUUAAACUUCACACGUGCACUCCAAAUAUUUUUUUACAUCUUAAAAAAAAUCUCAUAAUAUGACCCCUUUAAUACAUGUAAAAAAAUGAAAUAUCUCUGUACAUUUACGAAUCAUUUGUUUAAGCAGGUUUAGAAAAUUGACAUUACAGCACCCCUUAUUGACCUGUCUUCUAACAACAAAACAUUAUAUGGGGAGAGAGGUGGUGUUCCCUUCAUCCUUGCGUUUUCUACUUUAGGUUGUCAAAGGAAUUUCGCCUUUGAUUGCCACUUAGCACUUUACUACUCUUCAAAUUUUACUUUUACCCUGAAAAUGACAAUCAAUAUUUCAAUAACAUUCCAGUGAUAAUGCCCUUAGGACAGGGUUUUUUCAAACUAUCAUAAAAACUGGGACCCCCACAUAUAAUGAACCUUUAGUGAGGACCCCUUUCCUAAAAUGUAUAUCCAUACAUCCAUAUUUUGUGUAAUUUAAACUAAAUAAAUAGUAAUUGUGAUAUUAUAAAGACAGCAAAUUGUUUACAAACCUUAAUAAUUGACUUUCUCUUUGAAAACCCCUGCCCUAGGACGGCUUGCGAGGGCGUGUUUUUGGGCAUUUCAUGCUAGUUUGAAUCUUAAUGACUCUGGUGGAAAGGUUAAGCUGUAAAUACUGUAUGGAGUAGUUACCUGCGGGACAGGUAAAGAAUAGAUGUGACAUCAAUUUAUGACAUUGCAUUCAAAAUUAAGAAUAACUGUACCACCCCAUCCUCAAAUAUUCUUAUAUAUAGGAAGUGUCCACCUAUUUCAUCAUAUUUCAGAAGAUAAGAAAGUCAUUUGGUCUGUUUUGGUUAUUGUUUGUGCUGCAAAUUUGUAUUUAUUUAUUUUUAAAGAGGCACAUGCUUUUAAAAUCCCACUUGCGCAGGGUUGUAUUGUGUAAACCUGCAGUAACUUAACUCUGCCACUAGAGGACAGCAGAGAUUUAAAUAUUUCUACUUUUGAGGAGCACCCUGUGGAUUUACGUAACAUUUAAAGUGAUGACGUCAAAGAGGACACGGGAGUGAGGAUUAUUUCUUCACAUGUACAAAAGGGGAUUUUGUUAUUUCGUCAAAGCUUAUGGCCUUACAGAACUGUCAGCAACACUUUUGUCCUCAGGAAACCUCAAAUCAGGCAGUAUAAUAGGCUACUUAAAAGAAGUACAUAAAUGUACACAAAAGUUGCUUAGCCUUAAAGAAACAAUGAAAUGCACUAAAAUAUAAGCCAGCAUUUUCUCAGGAUUUUAAUUGAUUUGAUUUAUUUGUUUAGGAAGGUUUCAUCAGUACAUUCAUGUACAUGGUUUCUUGCUAAAUAUAAAACUAAUGUUAUGUACAUAUCGUUUCGUGUAAAGCAUGUCAUUUUGUUUCAUUUGUGAUUAAUUUUGUAAGAAGUGUAAGGCUUUAUUUAUCAUUGAUGUCUUCACAAAAUUAAAAGCUGUUGCAAUGUU